Molecule: messenger RNA, 523 nt
Organism: Prorocentrum cordatum
Lineage: Eukaryota; Dinophyceae; Prorocentrales; Prorocentraceae
Source: the annotation of a GenBank genome assembly
GAGGCCUGGGCAGAGGCUCGACAGCAGUGCAAGCCGCAGCUCAGCGAGCACUCCAGGGCGCUCUGCCAGGGCCGCCUGGAGCGCGAGCUCCGCGAGGCCUUCGAGAGCUGCCGCGCCGCCGCCGCGGCCGCGCGCCCCGGCGGGGGCGCCGCGCCCCGCGCCGCGGAGGCCCUGAGCGUGCCGCGCUGCUGCCUGCCGCAGGUGCUGGAGGAGAUCGGGCUUCUGAGUGGCCGCAGGGGCGACGAGGAGGAGGUCUUCUGCGGCAAGCUGGGCCUCCUGCUGGACCGGGAGGAUAGCGGGCGCGUCGGCUUCGAAGGCCUGCGGGACUUCCUGGUGCAGGCGCUGCACCGCGACGGGUCGCAGGAGGAGGCGCUCCCAGGCCUGACCCUCGAGGAGGAGUGCUUCCGCCACCUCGAGCGCCGGCUCACCAGGUCCGUCAGCCGCCUGCUCGCCAACAGGCACCGGCGGCCCAGGGCCGACUCCGCCCGCGGCUCGCCGCCGCCGCUCGACCAGCGAGGAGGAG